Molecule: messenger RNA, 1986 nt
Organism: Closterium sp. Naga37s-1
Lineage: Eukaryota; Viridiplantae; Streptophyta; Zygnematophyceae; Desmidiales; Closteriaceae
Source: the annotation of a GenBank genome assembly
CUCCCCUGCCACCAGGAGUAUCUGUGUGAUCGCCGCUGCCAGCGUGGCAGGCCGUGCGGGCGCCACCUGUGCAAGCGCCGCUGCUGUGCUGGCGACUGCCCCCCCUGCCCCGAGGUGUGCGGUCGCAAGCUACGGUGUGGUAACCACAAGUGUCCCGCUCCUUGCCACAGCGGCCCCUGUGCGCCCUGCCCUGUUACAGUGCGCAUUGCAUGCUUCUGUGGCACCACUGCUUUUUCCGUCCCCUGUGGAGCGGAGAAGCAGCAGCGCCCUCCCAGGUGCCACAUGCGCUGCCCCGUGCCCCCCACAUGCCACCACGGGGAUUCCUGUCGGCCGCAUCGCUGUCACUACGGGGCGUGCCCCCCUUGCAGCCUCCCCUGCGGCGAGCCCUUUGACUGCGGCCACUCCUGCCCGCUCAGGUGCCACGGCCCCCGCCCGCCUCCCAACCCUCCUUUCUCCCUUGAACCACCCAAGAAGAAGAAGAAAGGGAAGAAGGAGGGCGAGGAGGAGGAGGGGCAGGGGAAGCCAGGGUCGCCGUGCCCCCCAUGUGUGGUGCCGGUGGUGCGCGAGUGCAGAGGGCGGCAUGAGGGUCAAGAGUGUGAGCUCCCCUGCUCACACGACCCUGCCUUCUCGUGCGAGCUACCCUGCGGUAACCCCCUUGCAUGCGGUAACCAUGCAUGCCAGCUGGCAUGCCACGUCAUCACCCGCUCGCGAACCGUAGAUGGACAGAGAGUGUUGGUGGCAGGGGAGGGAGAGGAGGAGGGGGGAGUGAGGGAGGUGGAGGAGGGAGGGGAGGAGGGGAGGAGAUUGCCUCGUGACACAUGCUACCCUUGCAAGCGACCAUGUCAGAAGCCCAGGGACCCUCCAUGCGCGCAUCCCUGCCCGGAGCCGUGCCAUCCGGGCAGCUGCCCGCCGUGCAAAAACCCUUUGAGGAAACGGUGCUACUGUGGCAUCAUGACCCAUGCGAUCGAGUGUGGCCAAUGGGGCGCUGCCACGGAGGCGGAGAGAGUCAAGAUGGUUUCCUGCACGGGGCCCUGCCACAAGAAGCUGCCGUUCUGUUCGCACAUGUGUGUGGAAAUGUGUCACCCUGGCCCCUGCCCCAAGCCAACUCAGUGCCGCAAGAAGGUCACGGUGCGCUGUGCAUGCCUGCGCCUCAAGAAAGAGUGGCUGUGCUCCCAAGUGCAAUCCGCCACUGCCAAGGCCGCUGCCAACGGUGCAAGCAACCCCUCCAGCAGCAUAGACUGCAGCACCAAUGCCAGCAGCAGUGGCGGGGGCGGUGGUGGUGGGAGACUGCGGGAGUCAAUGGUGGGGGUGCGGCGCUGCGCCAUCAUCGCCUCCCCUCCUGCUGCUGCUUGCUGCUGGGGUGGGCCUCAAGGCACCACUUUCACUCACCCCCUUUCGCUUCUCUCACUCACCCCCUUUCGCUUCUCUCACUCACCCCCUUUCGCUUCUCUCACUCACCCCCUUUCGCUUCUCUCACUCACCCCCUUUCGCUUCUCUCACUCACUCCCUCUUCUCUCACGCAUCCCAUCCCAACCAACCCUCCGCCCACCCCCUUUGACCGCCCAUCACCAGGGGUUCAUUCCUCCUGCUGGGUUCAUUCCUCCUGCUGUGCGGCGCUGGGCCCUCACCCCCUCAUCCCAACCCUUCUCCCCCCCUUCCCCACCCCCUUCGAUCGCCCAUCACCAGGGGUUCAUUCCUCCUGCUGUGCGGCGCUGGGCCCUCACCCCCCUAUCCCAGCCCUUCUCCCCCCCUUCCCCACCCCCUUCGAUCGCCCAUCACCAGGGGUUCAUUCCUCCUGCUGUGCGGCGCUGGGCCCUCACCCCCCUAUCCCAACCCUUCUCCCCCCCCUUCCCCACCCCCUUCGAUCGCCCAUCACCAGGGGUUCAUUCCUCCUGCUGUGCGGCGCUGGGCCGUCAUCAUCACUCUCCUUUGCCUACUCCUGCUGCUGCUGAUUGCGGCUGGGGUGGGCCUCAAGGCGCUCUCUGA